Alternaria alternata is the source of this 961-nucleotide messenger RNA. RefSeq lists its product as hypothetical. NCBI's taxonomy places the organism in Eukaryota, Fungi, Ascomycota, Dothideomycetes, Pleosporales, Pleosporaceae. The coding region runs from base 309 to 896 and encodes 195 amino acids. The record is from RefSeq and is a predicted model, not a curated record. The transcript has a single exon.
GCACCAGAGCUGCCGUCUUACAUCUCCACAACCAGGCUGAACUCUCGGUAGAUUUCACAGCACGUCCAAUAAAUUGCUUAAGAUCUUGAUCGCGCCACAUCUGAUCGAUCCAGGUAAGCGACGCGCAAGACGAGAUGAGAUGUGUACUAGAUCCUGGCCCUUUUGAUCCCAUAGCGCGCCACAUAUGUCCUCGCCUAUCGCCUUGAAGCAUCCUGAAGGGAUUUCUACAUUGAGCAAACCACGCAUUAGAUCGAUCGUUCUCAACGCACUGGUCAUACGUUCAACCAGUGCAAGUGCCAGCACUGAGCAUGUCACGCACACACACGGACCGUGGCUGCGAGGCUCGAGGGUCGUCCUGCCUCAGCUCAGGUAACCCGGUAUCGGGGACUGUGAUAUAUUCUACUACCUGCAUAUUGUGCGUUUCGAAGCUACGACCGAAGUACAAGGAUAUACACAAGUUUUCCAAGCUGGGCACCACUGCAAGGAGGCCGUUUGGUGGAGUGGAGAGCGACAGGCCUCAUAUCUCGGGUUGCGGUACCGAUGCUGUCGUUACCUUUCAAAGCACUCGCCAAGCGCAAAGACUCCGUGCUUCCGAGUCCAAGCUGACUCGUCUUCUAUCGUCAUGCCAAACCCUUCCUCAGAACUCCAUCCUCGACCUUGCACAGCUGUGCCGCUCCAUGACACGCUUUUUCUUCAUUUUAACCCGUGAGCGACGAGAUUCGUCACAGAUACUUUGCCACCAAAGUUCAUGUCCGUUGGAAAGCGACCCGAGCCCGUACAUCGGCCAAAUCAAUAUAGAUCCGACGAAGUCCCAUUCAGCUAGCAGAAACGGCGAUUUGUUCAAGAACGGCCCAGAAUUCCUGCCUUCGCAGGUACUGGGCGCGCACUAUCUAUAGCGCGGUCCGCGGUAGAGCGUUAGCGCCAUACUAGGCUGCCUAGGAUCUGAGCCCGAGAUGAGAAA